Molecule: messenger RNA, 2721 nt
Organism: Pecten maximus
Lineage: Eukaryota; Metazoa; Mollusca; Bivalvia; Pectinida; Pectinidae
Exons: 23
Coding region: 55-2697 (880 amino acids)
Biological process (GO): tRNA methylation
Source: RefSeq, a predicted model, not a curated record
UAUCUGAAGAUCAUGUGACUGCCUAGUGACCGGUAAUUUCCGAAGCCAGUGUACAUGGUUUGGUCUACUUUCAGUUAUUCUGUUGCACGUGUUGUCAGUUGCCAACAAAUUAGGAUGUCACAUAAGCUGGUAGCGAACCUGUCGAUGAUGUUUAAAGAACAUCCGUCUCUGUCGGCUCGUUAUAAAGCUGCGAAAGAGGCCGGUUUUAAGUAUGUGGAGUGUGGGUUCCCUUAUGUGGAACCUCUGGAAUCCAUCCAACGAGCUCGAGCUGAAGCCGGAGUGGAACAGGUCCUCAUCAACGCGUGGCCAGGUGAUCUGCAAAAUGGUGAGAUAGGCAUAGCAGCCCUUCCUAACAAAGUUAAUGAGUUCAAAGAGAAGCUGGAGACUUCCAUACAGUAUGCCAAGGCUCUUAACUGUAAAAGGAUGCAUGUGAUGGCUGGUCUUAAGCCAGUGUUCAAAGAUGAAGCUAUGGAAGAAGUGUACAUUGACAACAUCCGCUAUGCUGCUGAAAGACUGAGUAAGGAAGGAAUUUUGGCUCUAAUUGAACCUAUCAACAACAGAUUGUCUAUCCCGAAAUAUUUUCUGACAGACGUACACAAAGCAAUGGAGUACAUAGAGAAAAUCAACCACCCUAAUCUGAAGCUACAGUUCGAUUUCUUCCAUAUCCAAAUCAUGGAUGGCAACCUGACUGGGAAUCUGAAGAAAUAUCUUCCUUACAUAGGCCACAUACAGAUUGCCCAAGUACCAGACCGGGGUGAGCCCACUGAUGGAGAGAUCAACUUCCAGUACAUCUUCAAGCUCCUCAAGGACCUGGGAUACGAGGGGUACAUAGGACUGGAGUACAUUCCUAGAGGUAAAACAGAAGAUGGACUGAAAUGGAUCAAAGACUACGGAGUGUUUCAGCAGAUGUACAGAUCAAUGUACAUACCUCCUUGUGUUGGGUUUGCAGUGACGUUCCCUGACGAGGUUGUGGCUGGUGCGGGAGCUGUGGCUGGGGCCGACUGCGUUGGAGCAGGAGGAACUGGUGCUGGAGGUGGUGCUGGGGGUGUCGAUUCUACAACCAGUGCUGGGGGAGGCGCAUCGAAUGAGGGAAAUACCGUUGCUGCGUUUAUCGGUAACCCCAUGUUUACUUCCGGUUCCACACGUGGUCGUGAUGUAAAAAUGUCAAAUUCAGAAAAAGCAGAAGUACCUGAAGGCAACUGUGCAUUUUUUAUCGAAAGAAAAACAAGAUAUUGUAGAUUUAGACCAAACCAAGGGCAGGUCUAUUGUGCAGAACACGCUGGACUGCUUGGUAUUGAUACUGGUAGGAAAAGAAUAAAGUGUCCACUGAAUGCAAAACAUACCUGUUAUGAAGAUCAGUUGAACAAACAUCUCAAGAAAUGCAGAAAACAACAAAGUGCAAUACCUGUCUACCAUGUUGAUAGCAUAAACUCUGGAGCUGAUUCUUCAGAUCUUGAUGAAGAAACAAGAAAGAUCCCCUGGGCAGAUAUUCCAUUAUCUGAGCUGCUUAGUUUGAUUGACAGAGUGAAUCAGAAAUACCAAGAGCAUGUUGAAGCUAUACCAACAGAAAUUUUGGAUCAUGAAAGCUUGCAGGAAGAGCUAGCCAAUGACAGUUUCAGAAUACCAGCUCUUAGGCACAGAAAACAGCAGGCAUCAUUAAUUGGACAUCUCGGGAAAAUGGAUCUCCUGAAGGAUGGCUUGUGUUAUGUGGAACUUGGUGCUGGAAAGGGUAUGCUGUCUCAUUGGAUACAGAAAGCUUCAGAUAAAUGUAACAAUACUGCCUUUUUGUUGGUGGACAGGGGUCACGUCCGGUACAAGGCAGACAACCAACACAAGUGGGGUGAGAGUGGUCCCAAGUUUGAGAGGAUCAGAAUAGACAUAGCCAACCUUCAUCUGGGGAGGGUACCUAGUAUCCAAGAAAGUCUACGACCAGUAGUGGCAGUCGGGAAACAUCUGUGUGGAGGUGCCACCGAUCUAGCUGUGCGAUGUGUGACAAAUACCCUGACAAAUGAUGCUGAGACUGAGGUGGCUGAUGAAGAUGAACCAAUGUGUAAACGCUCCAAACACAUCAUCAGUUCAAAGUUUGCAGGAAUGGCCAUAGCACUAUGCUGCCACCAUCGCUGUACCUGGGAGACAUAUGUUGGCAAAUCUUUUAUGAAAACAUGCAGCUUUUCUGCUCGAGACUUUACAUUGAUGUGUAAGCUUAGUAGUUGGGCAGCAGCUACGUGGAAAGGUUGGACGACUGUUCAACAAAUGAACGAGGAAAUCAAAUCAUCAACAAAUAUAGAUAAAAACCCUCCAGUGACAAAAACUUCUGAAGUUAAAGUGGAAGGCAGCAGUGAAAGUUCUACAGACCCUUGUGUAAUGUCCUCCUCUCUGGGUGAGGCCAGUUGUACAGACUGUUCAGAAAAAAUGUCAAAAGACGACCAAGAACUAGUCAACCAAGGUGAGGAGGCAGAGGAGGAUCAUCAAUCUGGACCUACACUUACCAGAAAUGACUUGUCCCUGCCCACAGAUACAAGGGAAAAGAUUGGGCGACAGUGUAAACGACUUAUUGACUUUGGCCGUGUCCAGUAUUUGCGGGAACAUAACAUGGAUUCUAAGCUGGUAGUCUACAUAGAUGAAAGACUUACUCCUGAAAAUGUAGCCAUCAUAGCACUGCCUCACUGUCAACUAGAUACUAAUGAGCUGUCAUAGCACUGCCUCACUGUCAACUAGAUA